Bursaphelenchus xylophilus (pine wood nematode) is the source of this 609-nucleotide messenger RNA. The record is from the annotation of a GenBank genome assembly. NCBI's taxonomy places the organism in Eukaryota, Metazoa, Nematoda, Chromadorea, Rhabditida, Aphelenchoididae.
AUGAGCGCUUCGAAAAAUCCCAUCUCGAUGUUGCUGGUUUGUAUGUUGCUGAUCUGCAUGAUGGACAGUACUAGCGCGAAGCCUUGUUGGUCGUGUGGCUGCCCCAUGUGUGGCGGGUAUGGCGGCUACGGCGGGUAUGGUGGCUACGGCGGCUAUGGUGGAUAUGGAGGUAAUACAGUGUGGAAACUGAUCCAGUGGCAAAAAAAAUACCAUUUUGCAUCCGGGAAGUAUCAAAAAUGUGGCAAAAUGCUUCCCUCUUCAAGUGAAAAAUAACUUCGUUUUGAAGGGCGCGUUUUUGAAAUCUGAGUUUUUUCACUUGGAGAGGGAGGCAUUUUGCCACAUUUUUUGAUACUUCCUGGAUGCAAAAUGGUACGUUUUUUGCCACUGGAUCAGGUUGUACUUUGUGAAUUUUCGCCUUGCGAAUUUUCGCUUUUAAAAUUCCACUCACGACACUUCCCUAGCCCUCCUUUUCUAGGUUAUCCCUAUGGUGGUUAUGGUUUCGCUCCGUACGGCGGCUACCGUUACGGUGGCGGCGGUUUCGGCUUUGGCCCAUACGGCUUCGGCGCUGGCUACCGAUACGGCAGUGGCUUCUACGGCAAGAAGAAGUGA